Hirundo rustica (Barn swallow) is the source of this 996-nucleotide messenger RNA. RefSeq names its product chromosome 3 C1orf131 homolog (gene FSAF1). The coding region runs from base 3 to 785 and encodes 260 amino acids. Lineage: Eukaryota; Metazoa; Chordata; Aves; Passeriformes; Hirundinidae. The record is from RefSeq and is a predicted model, not a curated record. The transcript is spliced from 7 exons.
CCAUGGGGCCGCGGGAGCCGCGCCGCCGGCUGGAGGCGGUGCUCGGCGCUCUCUACGACCUGGGUGAGGAGCCCGGCGGCGCUCGGGGCGCCGCGGAGGACGGCGAGGCGAGAGCAGUGCCGCCGUCGGCGGAGAAAGAAGAGGACCAGGAGGAGGAGGAGAGACGGGGGCCGCAGCCGGCGGCGGGCGGGCGGCGCGGGGCCCGCGGCUUCUUCGGGGAAUUGCGGGCCGAGCUGAGCGCCGCCGGCGCUGCCCCGCCGCCCCCCGCCGCCCCGCCCGCCGUGGAGGUCGUGGUGUUCCGCGGGAGGAAGAGGAAGGAGCCGCACGGCCCCUCGGCAGCGCCCGCCGGCGGAGCGCAGACCCAAAUAGGGAAUGAGGAGAAAAAUGCAGUCAGACAAGAAUUUAACUUUGAAAAGGCUCGCCUGGAAGUGCACAAGUUUGGAAUCACUGGCUACAAGAAGCAAGAGCAACGUGCUUGGGAACAGGAGCGUGCUAUCAUGCUGGGAGCCAAGCCCCCCAAAAAGACACAUGUGAACUACAGGACUUACCAAGAGAAACUGAAAGAGAAAAAAGCAGCGAAGGAUGCUGAUAAGGAAAAGGAACAAAAAGGUGAUUCUCUAAAGAAGAAGAAGAAGCAGAAAGAGCAGAAGGAGAGGAAGACCAAAAGGAAGAAAUCAGUGCCUAGCAUUUGGCCUGCAGGACAAGUUGGAAAAUUCAGAAACGGGACCUUGAUUCUGCAAAGCCGUGACAUAAAGAAAAUCAAAUCAUCUAAAGUUAGCAAAUGAACUGCAUGAUACAGAGUGAAAUGGACAAUGUGCAUAAGAGGAAUUCACACUGCUACCAACACAGACUUCUGGGGCCUUUUGCCUAUCUACCACAUCCUAUUUUUUUAAUCUUAUCUGUUAUCGCAGGAUUUUUCGGUACUAUUCUGCUUUGAGUUGUAUAUUAGAUUUUACCAUUUUAUAAAUAAAAAAUUAUAGUUCUUACUAAGAAAGU